Mytilinidion resinicola is the source of this 951-nucleotide messenger RNA. RefSeq lists its product as uncharacterized. The coding region runs from base 41 to 739 and encodes 232 amino acids. The transcript has a single exon. The record is from RefSeq and is a predicted model, not a curated record. Lineage: Eukaryota; Fungi; Ascomycota; Dothideomycetes; Mytilinidiales; Mytilinidiaceae.
ACCAAACCAAUCCAUCAGGCCACCACCAAAGACCAUCACCAUGCUCCCCCAAUACACCAUCCUCGCAAUCCUCUUCGCCACCUCAAUCUUCGCCAUUCCUCUCAAUAUCAACCUCGGCGCCUACUCUCCUGCUCUGGUAGUCGGCGAUGGUGAGAUCUCCUUCGAUUCUACUCAGAAAGCCUCGGAGCUCAUGGCAACCCUUGCCACUGGCGCCGUCACCGCCGGCCAACAAGAGAACACCGGACAACAAGGCGAGACACCCGCUGGCGAGAAAGCCCGCGCGACUCCCGAAGAAGCCAAUAUCCCCGCACCUAAUGUUCGUAGCCCGGAAACUCGCAGCGUGGAGCCUGUCGUCGCUCGUAGUCCUGCCCCAGAUCCAGCACCUGCGCCCGCCCCAGCGCCUGCCUCAGCGGUUAACAUCGCCACCCGCGCUGUCGACCAGUUCGACGCCGUCGACCUCAUCGCUGAAGCCACGCAGUGGAUCAAACGCGAUGUCGCUGGCUUCCGCGAGGCUCUCAACUUCGCCCGAGAGGCGAUGAAGAACAUGCCCAAAGUCGAGCUGGGAACCGGCGCCGAGGGAUCUGGCGUUGGCGUAAUCGUGAACGCUGGAGUCAAUGUGCCGCCUGAGAGUGCCGCGAACGGCGCGCCCCCUGCGGCUGGGGCGAAAGCGAAGAGGGGUGUGGAGGUCAAGGAGAAUGAAGAGCCGAAGAUGACAUUGGUGGCGAUUACGGAGGUGUAAGUUCCGAAGAGGCAUGAGGAAUUUGGGGAAACACCUCCGUUGGACGAAGCGAGAAUGACAACAGGUUCAGAACUUGAGGUGAUGGUAUUUUCUUGGUUCUUGGCGUAAAGGGGGUAUGCUGUGACUUGCUUGGAAACGGGAUCUUGUAUGAGAUAGGAGUGGUGGUUUAUACAUUAUAAGUCUAGCUGCUCUUGGCUACGAUACAAUACCAU